AUGGCCGACUUUGCGAAGUGGUUCGUUACCGGCGACAACGGGUUGAUGCAAGAGUUCGAGAAAUACAUCAUCGAGCAAAUUGUCUCAAACGCCUUUGGGCAGUAUCACAGGGAGGAAGAAGAAAGGAAAAGAAGGGAGGAGGAGGAGAGGGAUCUAGCAGAAGCACGGAAGUUCCAGGUCUACAACCUAUCUGUCAAGUACUUCUAUCGAUGGAAGGAAAUCGCCAGAAACCUUCGCCUCACCAAACUUCGCAGACAAGAGAGGGAGGAGUACCGAAGAGUUCAGCGUGAACAGCGGGAGGAGGAAAUCAGGCAGAGGAAGAAGGCAGCUAAAGUUGCCGAGGCGAAGAAAAGGGCUUUGGAGAAGAAUGGUUUCGACCCUGUGGAGGAAUUCAGAGAGCUCCUUCAACUUAGGAAAGACGGCACACAAGCCGACCUCCAAGCAGAGGCGGAGGCUCUGCUAGCAACCGGCAUCUUGUCAGGCAUCUCGGACGAACGACUCGCAGCCGCCCAUGUCAUGCGGCCCCCAGCGACGAUGGAGACGCUUGCGACGAACACGCCGCUACCUCGAUCCCGCUCGUCAACGGCCUUAUCGCAGUCAACCACGGGUACCAAGCCCCGCGGCGCGAAAACACGGGCCAUACGAGAAGAGUUUGGCAAGAGCGCUACCAAUUUCCGAAGAUCGCUGCCUCCCAUGUCAGCCCACUCCUCGUCAUCACGACUGUCUUCAGAGCCGCAGAAGCGCGUUAGCAAAGUGUCUGAUCGCUGGCGUCUGAAGGCGAUGGGGCUCGUUACGAUGCCCGACGGAUCAGCGUUGCCGGAGUCCAUCGCAAACGAGAUGCGGUACAACGGGAAACGAUAUGCAGGGCUCGGGUCAUUCGGCUUGGACGGCACCGAGCGACGCCGGAGCGUCUCUGCCGAUCUCAACCACGCUGCCGAGGCCCGGUUACGCUUUUCACAGUCGCUUAACGGUGGCAGUGGUAGUAGCAUUGCCGCCGUACCGCAGGUCAACGGGACCUCACCGCUUAGUAAGAGGAAACGGGCUCUCGAUGACGACAACGAGAUUGCGGUUGUGGACGAAACCACGCGCGUCAAGAAGCGGCCGUCGAGUAAUGCGGAGAUUGAUAGGAUACUUCGGGAAGCGAGGGAGAAUCUGGAGUCGUUGAGGAGUUCGAGGAUCGAGCUAGACGAAGGGGCGGAUUGGUUUAGGGAACAGAACGAGAUGAUGCACGCGGAGGAGGCGAGCAGGGCUAGCUCGCCGUGGGGGAAAAGCGGUCAUCGGUGA
Molecule: messenger RNA, 1284 nt
Organism: Colletotrichum godetiae
Lineage: Eukaryota; Fungi; Ascomycota; Sordariomycetes; Glomerellales; Glomerellaceae
Exons: 1
Coding region: 1-1284 (427 amino acids)
Source: RefSeq, a predicted model, not a curated record